Capsicum annuum is the source of this 1679-nucleotide messenger RNA. RefSeq names its product COP9 signalosome complex subunit 2. The coding region runs from base 183 to 1502 and encodes 439 amino acids. Lineage: Eukaryota; Viridiplantae; Streptophyta; Magnoliopsida; Solanales; Solanaceae. Gene Ontology annotation, biological process: protein deneddylation. Gene Ontology annotation, cellular component: COP9 signalosome. The transcript has 12 exons. The record is from RefSeq and is a predicted model, not a curated record.
UCACAAAUUACAACUCAUACAACAUAAAGAAAAAACAAAAUUAGCAAGUAUAUAAGCCUUUGGACAAAACAAUAAAGAAGACAAAUUCCCCUCUGUACACACACACUCUGAUUUCUCUUCACAGAGACAAAACAAAUCCCUAAAGAAGCAAAUCAAAAAGCUCUCUAUUUCUUCUCUGAAAGAUGGGUUCAGAUGCUGAUAUGGAGGAUUACGGAUUUGAGUAUUCGGAUGAGGAGCAGGAGGAACAAGAUGUUGAUAUUGAGAAUCAGUAUUAUAAUUCAAAAGGUUUGGUUGAGACGGAUCCGGAGGGUGCACUUGAGGGAUUCACUGAGGUGGUACGUAUGGAACCUGAAAAGGCAGAAUGGGGUUUUAAAGCUCUCAAGCAGACAGUUAAAAUUCAUUAUCGUUUAGGGAGGUAUAAGGAGAUGAUGGACGCUUACAGGGAAAUGCUUACUUAUAUAAUAUCAGCAGUAACAAGAAAUUACAGCGAGAAGUGUAUAAACAACAUAAUGGAUUUUGUCUCUGGCUCAGCUAGUCAGAACUUUGAAUUGUUGCGUGAGUUCUACGAAACCACACUGAAAGUCCUUGAAGAGGCUAAAAAUGAAAGGUUGUGGUUUAAGACAAAUCUUAAGCUUUGCAAGAUCUGGUUUGACAUGGGCGAGUAUGGUAAAAUGAACAAGAUUUUGAAGGAGCUUCACAGAUCUUGUCAAAGAGCUGAUGGUACUGAUGAUCAAAAGAAAGGGACUCAGCUCUUGGAGGUUUAUGCUGUUGAAAUUCAGAUGUACACUGAGACAAAGAAUAACAAAAAGCUGAAGGAAUUGUAUGGGAAGGCUCUUACAAUCAAAUCAGCUAUCCCCCAUCCUAGAAUUAUGGGAAUAAUCCGUGAGUGCGGUGGGAAAAUGCAUAUGGCACAAAGACAGUGGGCAGAGGCAGCUACUGACUUCUUUGAAGCUUUUAAGAACUACGAUGAAGCUGGUAAUCACCGGCGCAUCCAGUGCCUGAAAUAUUUGGUGUUGGCCAACAUGCUUAUGGAAUCACAAGUUAAUCCGUUUGAUGGGCAGGAGGCAAAACCGUACAAAAAUGACCCAGAAAUCUUGGCCAUGACAAACUUGAUUGCUGCAUAUCAACGAAAUGAGAUAUUGGAAUUUGAGAAAAUCCUCAAGAGUAAUAGAAGAACCAUCAUGGAUGAUCCAUUCAUUAGAAAUUAUAUAGAGGACUUGUUGAAGAAUAUAAGGACUCAAGUGUUGCUGAAACUCAUUAAACCGUAUACACGGAUCAGGAUUCCUUUCAUAUCGAAGGAGCUCCACGUGCCAGAAUCCGAUGUGGAAACGUUAUUGGUGUCAUUGAUAUUGGAUAACCGGAUACAAGGUCAUAUUGACCAAGUAAACAAAUUGUUGGAGCAUAGCGACAGGUCAAAGGGGAUGAAGAAGUAUACAGCUAUUGAUAAAUGGAACACACAACUUCACUCACUUUAUCAAACCAUUAGCAACAAAGUGGGGUGAAAUCAGUAUAUUCAACUGAAGGUUAUUUUUUUAUUUUUUAUUAUUACAUAAGGACAAGAGGAAAGAAUGUACUGAUUUUCUCCUGUCUAUUUAUGUUUCAACUUUACAAAUUUAGCUCUUUGUACUUUCCAUCCCUCCUAUUCAGUUUUUUAAUUGAACUCUGAGAAAUUUUGAGAA